CGUCGUUUUCCCUCAGUGAAGAUGGCGGAGCGCGGCGCGGAGUGCCCGCGGCUGCGGUGAGGAUGCACCCCAGUGGCACACAGAGCCAAGUUCCCAUGUAGAGAUUGAAUAAUCAGCACCACACCUGGCUUCUCUUCGGAGCUCAGUUUUUUGCCAAUACUUCUAAUCUGACACUUCACCAGAGGCACUUCUGAGAGUUUCUCAGUGUUUUUUUACCACAUAAAGAGGGGUCAUAGAGCACUGCUAUUAUGUCCUGGGUACAAGUAGCAGUCAGCCAAUCCAAUGAGGAUAUAUUUGAUGAAGAUGCAGAUGAGAUGUAUCUACUACAGAAGGAAUGGAACAGCACUAUGAAAAAGAGAUUGAAGGAAGGCUAUAGGGAUGGAAUUGAGGCUGGGAAAGAACUUGCACUCCAGACAGGCUUUAAUCAAGGUUACAGACACGGUGCCAAGCUGAUGAUUACAUGCGGCCAGUUCAAAGGAACCCUGAAUGCUCUCUUAUCCUGGUGUCAUUUUAAUGGACAUAAUUCUGCUCUAAGUACGAUAAAUAAUCUUCUUGAUGUAGUUGGAAAGCAUGAAGAUGAUGUGCUUAAGUAUCUGAAUUCUACUGAAGAACAGCCACAUCUUGGACACAUUUUAGACUCAGUUCAGGACAUGGACCUUAAUCACACAGCUGGGACAGGGUACAGGGAAGUUGAAGAUGGAAAACACAACAACUGUGGCAGCUCCGGUGACAACAUUUGUAGGAAUAAUGGUGAGGUUGGUUCCUUGCAGUCUGAGUGCAGCAAGGCAAACCUCUGCACAGAUCCUGAAAAGUCAACCCUUGCUUGGGUUAAAAUGCAGACUGUUUGGUUAGUAGAGCAACUGGGCUUAUCACUGGAUGUACUCCAUCAUGUCCAGCAACUGGAAAAUUAGUUUUCCUGUCUCAUGGUACUUCAAACUAUCACAGCUGACUUUGAUUCUUAGUUUGUGGGUCAUGUACAGGCUGAUGCAUCACUUUUGCUUUAGGAAAAUCUAAUUUUGAUGUUUUACAGUAGAAGUAAUUUUUGUAAAUCCUUGCCAUGAUUUUGGCUCUGGGCAAAACCCUUCACUUUCAACCUUAAAGGUAACAUUCACAGAAAGGGGCAGUGACCUUAAAGCUUUACAAAGAGUUACUAAACAUGUUUCUGUUUUGUGUUGGGAGGUCCCAUUUCACCCUCAUUUUUUUCUUGGCAGCAGCUUGGAAAUGAAGUGGGUCCAUUAAAUAGCUCCUCUAAAUUGGUCCCCUGCAAUAUCAAAAGAGUAAAUGCUCAGUGCUAUGGAAAUGGUCAGUGUUUUUGCAGAAUAAGCUGCUGUUGAUGAUAUGCUGUGUGCAAAACAGAACAUGAUAUGCUGCUGAUUCCUAGUGCUGUGACUCUCUAGUCACUUUUUGUCAAAUCCUGUGUGUUAUCUUUUCUACCCAUGAUGCAAUGCACUUUCACAGUUAAAAAACUAUUUUUCCCUCCUUAUAUAGUUAUAUUUGUCACUUUUGCUGAAAACUCACUAUUUUCCUCAAAUACAGAAUUGCUGACAAUUCAUUGUUUUACUUUUAGACAUCUGCUCUUAUCAUGUCAGACCACACUAAACAUGCUUCCAGUCUAAUGAACAUCCUUUCGUUAUUUUUGUAUUUAUUUUGUCAGUCCAUCUAGCCUGAACUCUCCCACAUUCCAAUAAUGUUUUUCUCAAACUCUUCAAGGAAGCCAAGCUUAUUCAGUACCUCUUAGAAACACAUCAGCCACUCAUGCCUAUUUCUGAUUAUUUUGUAUUUCUGUAACUAUUCUGUAUUUGACUUGCUUUCUCUUUGCUUCCCUUCACUGUAGCUGUAAAUUGCUCUGUUCAGAAAGUUUUUUUCUUUGUGAAUGCCUCUGUUUUACAUUAAUUAAACUGAUGUAUAGUAAGUUCCCAACUUAUUUGUUGGAAGUUUCCUGUAACUCAUUCUUAUUGGAGACAAAGGAAUAUUCCAGACAUAGGCAGAGCAAGAUUUUGAACAGUAAACUAUAAUUAAAAAAAAAAAAAUCACAAAGCCAUUUCAUACUUAGAGGCAAGAAAAAAUCUAAGGCAAAAAUUCCUUGUUUUUCAGAGCCUGAGUUUUAUACAACAUUUUUACUAAAGACUCUGUUACACUGUCAGAGUUGACAGACUCUAAGUUUGGUUUCCUUUCAGUACCACUUCUGCUUUAGGGGUAAUCAGAACUGCAGUUCAGAGUCUUUUUGUAUUUAUGAAAUAGUGGACAAAGAGGGGCAUCUGCAUUAAUACAGAAAUUGUUCAAGUAACUUUUUUUCAAUUUAUUUAGCGUAAUAUUGACAUGGAUAAACAUUACUUUUCUUCAAAUGCUUGUCUUGUGUUAUAGACUGUAUCAUGUAUGUUAAACACAGAUUUCUUCCAUAUUCUGGUAGAAUAUGGUGCAGACAGUGUUGGAAUAUAUAUAUAAUUUUCCUAAUUAAUUUUUAAUUAGUUGUUUUAACUAAUGUAAGCAGUGCCCACUUUUAGCCAACACCGCUUAAGUUUCUUCACAGACCUACUUUGAUCAUUAAAUCACUGAAACCUUGAGUUUGUUAAAACUAAGCCUAACAAUCUUCAGUGAACAAAGCCAAAAGAAUUUGAAGAUUGGGCAUCUGGGAUCCUAAAUUUAUGGCCAUUCAAGGACAUUAGAGUAACCAGAAGAUAUGGAGGAGAUGAAGGCUUGGAAAGUUGGAGAAAAAUAUAAAAGAAGGAAUAAAGGAUGUGGACCAGAUUAGCAUGAAGAGAAGGAAAUCAGUAACUAAGAGGGGGUUCCAUGUUAUCACCCAGAGUUUCCAGUUUGGCUGUGGAGAGAUUUUCUUCUGUACUUUCUGUAUUAUUUGGCUUAUCUGUCACUAUCCAGUCUUGCUGACCAACACCAGAAAGGCUUUCUUUGAGACUGUUAGAAUCUGUAGUUUGCUCCGAUUGUUGUCCAGGUUGUUGUUCUGUGUCCAUGUCUUGUGUUUCACUGUCAGCUUUCACCUUGGCAGCAUUCCUGAAAACAGCUCUCAUGACAACUGGGACUGACAUGCAACUGAAGAAGGAAAUAACACAUUAGUCACUACUACAGACAUCAUACUUUCUUUAAAGUACUUCUGUUUUUUAAACUGUAGCUGACACCUGAAUGAAAACCAGCAUUACCUCCUUUCUGUUUUUGUCUCAUACAACCUGGUGUUACUUUGUAGCCAUAAUAUAAACUACAUGUGCUGUACCAGAAAUAUAUGUUAACACACUAAAAUUUAGUGCUGAGUCUUUGAAGUUAGGUGUGCACAGGAGCUUUGACUGAAAGAGUAGGAGGCCUUUCAGUCUGGUCAAUCUGGUCAACAAAAAAAAGUCAUAAGGGUGCUUCUAAUGAAAACCAAAACUAAGAACAUUGAAAUAUAUUCAUUCUUCUUGAGUUUUAUGAUUGUAACCUUCAUGUUUUGUGUAACACAGGUACAGAAGGUAUCUUUUCUAAAACACUGUUUAUACUGGAGGAGAUUUUUUUCCCACUCAUAACCUGGUUCCAGAAAUAUUACCUUGUUUAAAAUCAGGUUCAAAAUCCAACCUGCAUUGGUUUUGUUGUCAUCAAACACAUGAUAGUUGUGUACUAGCUUAUGCCAAAUCACUUAGUGCUCUCAGACUAUGUUCUGAAUCAGUUUGUCUAGCCUAUGUUCAUGUAUCACAACAACUCUCUGUCUUGGAAUUUGUUCAGAAAACAAGCCAGAGUCAGUGUUGUAGACAUGCCAUAUACAACUCACUUUCUGAAGAGAAGCACUGAUUGCUAUUAGGUAGAUUUGUAAAAAGACCUUUCCAUGCUAUUCAAAGUUAUGCUAGACAUGAGACUGUCAUCAGCUAGAGUCUUCAGAAAAGCAUCUUUAUAAAAGGUAAAACUCUUCACUCAAUAGUCUUUCUUUACUUCCAUAUGCUUUCUACUAGAAACACUUCAUCACUGUUAAUGUUUAAAAUUUUUGAGAGAGAUACUUAAGAUACUGAAGUAACUUAUUCCCAUUAUUGUAUUACAGUACUAGAGUGAAGUUUUCCAGUUACUGAGUUCAUGGCAUUAUGAGUGCACAUGGUAUUUCCAUUUAAUGGACAUCUGUUAUGAAAUAAAAGUACUUACCGUUUCACAGCUGUUGCUAUGAAGUCAUCAGUAGAAUUUAGAGCUGGAUCUUGAGGAUUUAAAUGAAGGUGACAUUGGACUUCUCUGGAGGUUAUAACAUCAAUUACCACUAAGAAGGAACAGAACAGAAAAAUCUUUGUUUUGAAAUACUUAGAAACAUCGAAAACCAUCCUUUCAUUUUGAUGCUUGAAGAGAUGUAAGGCAAGUCAGUGGAAAGAGGUUUGCAGCAAUAUAUUUGCAUGACUUGUCCUUAAUAUACUUAAAUCAGAAAUUGUGGAAGUUACAAUUUAUUAAUUAAAUGUAGGCCAAGACAAAACAGGACUUUAAUAUUUGCAUUUAGUUUCUGUAUUAUUCUGAGUACAGAACACCUUCUAGUAAGCAGUUUAUACACAAGUGCAUACACUUCGUGUUUUUCCUGGGCUGCACACUGUUGAGUGGCCCUUAGACUGUUUGUAACUGAGAAACAUAGUGCAGGAGCCUAGAUAGAAUCAAGUCCCUUGUCAGCUCAGUAGAGAGGACAGUAGCAGUUAUUCCACACAUACCACAGGCUAAAUUCUCUUUCACAGGAUGAAGGAAAAAGACAGAAAAGCUGGUGUUCUUGUGUGGUACCACUUCAAAGUAAAACAGUUCUGAAUCAUCUAGAAAUAAAAAUACUGUUUAGUGAUAUCCACCAUUGAAGCUGGGUUCUUUUUGGCUGAAUUACAUGCCAGAAUUUUAAAAAUACUGAUACAGUAGUCUAAUUUUUCAUUACUUCGAUGACUUAGCUUAUGUACAUAGAAUGAGCAUAGAAUUUUUUUUAAAAAAAUCAAUACAGUGUUAAGAAUUUUUUAACAUUUACAACACUCCACAAGUAAUGACAGUUUUGGCAAGGGAGUAGUAAAAUCUGUCAACACCCAAUUUAGAAACUAGUUUGUCUCUAAUACUGUGCCAUCACUUCCAGCCACACAAUUUACCUUCAUUUAUAUGCUUCUCAGAGACACAGCUGCUGAUAAGAGUGUUAUAUGCCACUUGAUGUCGAAGAAUCUCUAUUAUGCCAGGCACACACUUUGGAUGGCUAAAUGGGAUUUUACUGACCAAAGCUCCUGCUAAACCUGAUUUUGCUGAGCCCUUGUUUAUGAAGUAACAGUGCUUUGGGCAAUCUGGAAGAGACUAAGCAACAAAUAAUGGUGAUGUUUCAAGGACUGAAAACGGGAAAGUAAAACUUGAUGUUAUCAGGCAAUUGUACAAUCUACAACAAAAAUAUUUUUGAAAGAUACAUUUCUAGCAUGUCCAUGGUACCUAUGCAUUUCUAGUAGAAUCCUUAGCAGAAGCUAAACAAGAUCCACUCUCCCUCCCAAAUACAUCCAAAGAAGGCAAAUAUACCCAGAGCCAAGUGGUCAGGAGUUCAAGUGUCACCAGUUCUUCCAAAUAUUUUUCAGAGCCCUAUAGGCUAUAAAAAUGUUAGUGGCCAAAAUAAUAAUAUCAUAGUAAUGCUGCUUGACAGUUACACAAACAGGAUAGCAGUUUUGCUGGAAAUCUCUUCUGGAUAUCAGAUGUUGUUCCAAGCUCCAUCACUACUACUUUUUCUUUGGAAGGAUAUGUUUGGCUGGAAUAUCUCAUGAUUCAUUUGAAGAUGAGGAGGAGAUAGUAAGAAAAAAAAAAUUUACCACUGUCCAUGUUAACAGUGAUUCUAUGACAAAAUUAGAAAUGGAGUAUGGUGAUAUCUACUUCAGGAUGCCAAAUGGAAUGUCCCCUUAAGAACAGGGCAGGGCAGUUAAUGAGGAGGGCCUACAUUAACAAAGGCUGAAGAGCUUUUCCUUGUGUGUUCAUGGAUCAAACAUAUAUCCCCUACGCUCAUUUCAAGGUUAGAAUGCAAUUGAGUAAUUCUAGAAAUAAAAUCUUUAAACUCAGAAAUAAAAUCUCCCACCAAGUACAAAUAUUUUAGGGAAUUGUUGAAAAGUUACAGAGCCUUUCAUGUGCAUCCCAUAGAAAACGAAAUAUUAUUCCUAUCUGACAGAAGAGAAGAGCUUUGCCAAACAUUAUUUUAGCAUGGUGUAAAUUUACUACUACCUUCUAUACCACCACGUCAAGGUUCAAGAACUAAGCAGGCAAUGAGCUCUAUGGACACUGCUAGUAGAACAGAAAAAAAGUACCCUCAUGUUUUGCUGCCAUUAAUUGCAAAAUUAAUGUUUCCUAGCAAAAAAAUUAGAUCUUUGAAGCUUGUCUUGUAGUUGCUCUGUACAUAAAUCUGGCAGAAAGCAUCUUAACCACAACUUUUUGUUCUAAAACUUAACAUCUAAUGCAGCCUAAGCAACUGUAUUUCAAUAAUGCAGUUAUUAAAAAGAAAGCCUUCUUCAGUUAAACAUCCUUGUCUCUAGAUAGCAGUUGGCAUCACUGUUGUAACACUUUAUAUUUUUCUUCCUGCCAGUCCCUUUAAAAGGAAUCAAUAGUCCCACUGUUACCUAAUUAAGAAGCCCCUUUUGUUAAAACAGUGUGACAUGCAGCAUGAUAAAGAUCUUCAAAAAUCUAGGUAAGUACCUUCCUGGGACUUGCUCCUCAUACCAGUCAGUAAGUUUUCUUCUUUUUAAGGCAUUAAUGAUAAACUUCUGAGCACUUUUUAGAAGAGUAAAUAUUUGGGUUACAGACAAAUUAGCGUGACUUUAGCAACCAAGCACAUAGUGUUUUAUUAAUGAGCAUGAGAUGCUCACCUACAUGAAAGGCUCUAAUACUGAUUUUUAAAUUGAACUAUUUCCUAAAGAGCCCUUUUGUUGGGAUUCUGGGAAACCUACAUUACUUGCUUAUGGGGAAAUGGUAAUUCAGUAUAUCUAUCUCCUGUGCAACAGCACAGUGUGUAUCAGAUGCACACUAUACUUACCACAAAGAAACAAGACUUAUUUGUAGACAAGUCUUCACUGCGUUUUUCUUUAAGAGUAGACUGAACAAUUAGCUCAUACAGUGGAGCUAGUUUCAAGCCAGAAAUCUGAAUUCCUGAAACCAGGUCAUUAUUUUUAUUAGCAAUUAGGUUAAGACAGUAGGUUAUGAAAGCUAUUAUUAAAAACAAACCCAAUGUUUUGAAAAGACAAAAAGAUUGAUUUUAUUUCUUAUUCCCCUGUUUCGCUAUUGGAAAAUUGAGGUAGAGUGUUUAACUUUGCCUGUACUUGUCAUAGCUUUAGAAUUUUUGUGUUUUGCACUGAUUGUUACACUUGGACUGGUAGAACAGAAUAUGUUCUGCCCAAGAAGCAACUUCUUGCAACUUUAACAUGGGGAAUCAAAAAGCAAAUAAGUAUUGCAUAGUCACAGAAGUACUUCAUCUUAAAAAACAAUUAUAACAUGCCUGUGAGCUUCUGUAUCUCUUCAAUACUGGAUGAAGACACUGGAAUAGGCUGAAACUUCAGAACAAAAUGAGCUGGCAAAUCCAUGCUUAGUUCAUCAGUCAGUUGCAAAAAAGCAGGGUUGCUAGGAAAAAAAUUGUCAGAAUGAAAGUUUUGUUACAGAAAUUGCCAUAACAAGGACUCCUAAUGCAAUGCCACUAUUAGCAGUUUAUUAUGUUCCAUACAUUUUCUGACUUGCAAAGUGUUUUGCUUUAUAAAUGCAACGUUAAUAGUUUAAACCAUGGUUAAUGUGAAAAUCGACAGAAAGGAAAAGUGAGACACAGAAACUGGGUGGUGUUUUUUACAAAUAAUUUUAAAGUAUUUUAGUUUGGAAAGUUACUUCAAACUUCCCCUCCAGACAACACUGAGGUAGAGAGAGAUGAGGUGUCAGUACCCACAGUGGGAUGACAAACUAUUUUGUGUAUUUUAGGUGUAAUAUCUUUCAGUAUAUGCUUUCUUUACUGCGAAUCUAUAUCUUGUUGAAUACUAGGAAGUUCAUUAAUAUUGCUCCAGUGUCUCUUUCUGGCUUCAAAUCUAUGAAUAAAUUCAUAGUUCAAUGCAACUGACACAGUUAAAUAUGAAGAUAAUAAUUUCAAAGUCCAUUUGGGAAAACUGUAAAAGCCACAGAUUAUAGACAGUGUAGCUAUGGAGCAUAAAGCCAUAAAUGAUACAGAACUUCUUGUUUCAGCAGAGGCUAAAUGUAAGUUAUGUGGAAGUCAGUGCCAGGGACUUGUAAGUCCAUUUCUGUAUUGACACAAGUGUCCAGAGCCUCACCUGUCCUCUCCAGCUUGAGGAUCUAUAAUUAAUGGAGAAAGAGGCAGUUUGUGGAGUGUAUCUGUGCCUUCAACAGUUACAACUGUUUUAGUUCCACAUACCUGGAAACCUGAGGGAGAAAGAGAAUAGCAUUAUUUUCCUUAAUUUAGUGUAUAUUAAUCCUAUGCAUACAAAAUAUACAAUAGUAAGGACUUGGAAGGUCAUGUCCAACUGACAGCCACAGUGGUGUGGGCAGUGAAGAGAAGCCUACACUGACCACAGCCAAAAGGCCAAAGUUGCCCAAAGAUGAUAGCAGCAACAGCUGAAUCAACAACCAAGACAUGGAACAUAGUUUCCUGAUGGACAUUAAAACUGUGCUAAAAUGCAUCACAUAAACUAUUCUACUAAACUAGAAUUUUAAAUUUUAGUUCUGAGCUUUCAUUAGUUAACUUUGCUAAAUGAAACAGGUAGUAUUGAAAAACUCUUAUUAUCUAUUUCUGCUGAAACAGCAGAAUAACUGAAAUAGCUUUACCAUUAUUUAGUUCUGCUUCCAAAACUUGAUAGGGAGAAAUGUAAAAUUCAAUGUUCAUUGGGGUUCCUGAGGAAUAAAAAAAUAAUGGUUACUAUACAAGUUAGUAGAGGAAAUACGAUGGGUGCCUUGACACAAAGGUGAAAAAACCAACACUGUAGAUAGGCAGAGGGGAUUCCUUGUAAGAGUACAUCUCCACUUACAAUAUCUGUUUAAUAUAUGUUCUGUAUAUAUGUACGUUAUCUGAGAAUACAGGCACAGUAAGUCACUACAGCAGGUUUUAUUUAUAGUAGAGGAUCUUUCCUGUACACAAAGAUGAACUCAGUAGUGUGUUUUCAUUACAAUUCUUUGAAUUCAGAAAUGGGAAAAGAAAAAAAAGGGGAGAAAAAGAAAAAGGUGGGGGGGGGGGAAGGGAGAAAAAAAGGAAAAAAAUCACCUCCAGUUCUUGGCACCAGGUGUCCUACUUUUCCAUUAAGUACUUCAGUAACUCUGUUUAGAUCCUGUGUUCUAUUUCAAAACACAUCUUAAUUAGUGUUUCCUGCAUUGCACUGCUAGCUAAACUAAUGUAAUUUCUAAUUUGUAUCCUUAAUCAAAAGAAGACAAUGUUUUCUUGGAAGUAGAUUGUAUGUCCAGCUUCCAAAAGACCACAACUCCACACAUGCAUUACUUCUGGGAUUUGGGCUUCCACUUUCCCUGUAUCUGAGCUCUUUCAUGUUGCACUUUGGUGUGCUAUUUACCAGAAAUUAAGGGGGUCAAAAAUAUUAGAGUGGAAACUGGUUGAGCAAAGAAUGAAGAAAUAGCCUGGAUAAACUAACUUGGACAGAACCACUUUCUGAUUUCAAGUGUGUUCAUAUAGCUGCAUACAUACAGCUAUACAUUUACAUAGCUGUGCACUAACUCUGCAGUGCAUUGACUUACAGCAUAGACAGGACAAAUAAUCUGUUUAAUUUAUAAAUAAUAUUAACUGAGAUAUCAUUGAACAGCAAGGAUACAGCACAUUAGUUCAUAGUGUUAUUAUGCUUCAUAAGGGAAAACUGCAAAAAUAAUCCAAGAGGGUGUUUCAAGUUACAGGAGGCCUUAUCUGCCAAGGUAUGUGUGUAUGUAACUUAAUAGGCAAGGUAUCAGAGAAGAUACUUCAAAAAUCCAGAAGGAAAGCACUGCCCUCAACUCUUAUUUAUUGAAAAUAAUGAAAAUCCUUAUACAAUUACCAGAAGGUUUAGGAAACUGUUCCCCAUCUGUCUGUAAUCCUACUCUAUGAAAGGACAAAUGAGAAAAGGGAGGAGAAAAGCUGGCAUACACUCCUCCUGAUCUAAAACCUGAGGACAAAAUGAGAUACCCAGACAGCAGAAUCCCAAGAGGUCUAUUUUACUUCUGCCACAGGGAGAUGUAAACAUAACUGCUGACUUUCAGACACACUGUUUACUCCCAGUGGGUGGUCAUGUGCACACACCCCCAAGCUUUGUAACCAACCAGUUUCCCAGGAAGUCCCUUAGAUAAAGCACAGGAGUUCAGUAGAUAGACUGGUUUGCUUGUCUGUCAUUGACAAAGGCUUCAGGCUUCCCAGUGGGAGAAAACUCAUUAGCCUUCCACAUCCUGCUCUAUAAUUAGAUCAGUUAACUUGUUUUUUUAGUGAAAUGAAAGGGUGUGGGUAGAGGUAAAGGGACAAAGGCAUAGACUGUAGGUUACCUGUCAAGAAGAGACAUUGAAUAAAGGUCUUUUUCAAGGGCCUGCAAAGCAAGAUAUCCCUUAGCUUUCAUUUCGCUGGGAGAGAGAAAAAACAAUUUAUAAUUUUUGUAAGUAAACAAAAGUUAGGCUAUGGAUUUCAAAAGUUUUUGAGUAAAAAAUAACUACAACCUGUUUCCUGGAAUUUGAUACAUAUUUGACAGGUCUUCUAGAAUCUUGCCAAAGGCAUCAUAGUUCUUCAUUCUAACAAAAAGAAAUAAUGACUAUCACACUACUAAAUGAGAUAGAAAAUAACUCUUUUAUACAUAACUUGAUAGAAAAGGCACCAUUUCAAAGUGACAGUGGGCCCCUCCUUAUCAGAUCAAGUAGCAGUACUGAUUUAAAUUUUCUUAGAAGAUACCAGAAAAUGUGAACCUUUGGUUUUGUUGCAAGAAGCACUGUAAUUACAGCUGAAACUGGCACUGAAGUAGGCACUACUGAAAGCAAUAAUUGUACAUCAAACGCAAAUAUGACAGCUCAUCAGCUGCAAAACACUUUUCCUGAUGUUCCAAUAAAGCUAGUCAUGUAGUACUACUUCCCUAAGACCUUGCAUGCAUACAUUGAUAGUUUCAUUAAAAUAUCAAAAUUGUAUUAAUCCCGCACUUCAUAGCACCAUGUGAGAGAGACAGACCUUAAAUAUAACUGAUAGAUACAUCAAUUAAAAAAAAAGAAAAAAAAAAAAAAAAAAAGAAAAAAAUGGGACAAGUGGCUUGGUUUGUAAAUGAAUGACUGCUCAAACCCCAGAAUUUCUGUGGAUUUUGUGAGAUACAAAGUUGUGUUUCGUGUCAGGUACAUACAGGUAGUGUGUGUACUUGUGAUUGUGAUUUGUGUGGAAACUGAUCAGGGGACAA
This is a messenger RNA of Pyrgilauda ruficollis (rufous-necked snowfinch), 11321 nucleotides long. RefSeq names its product YAE1 maturation factor of ABCE1 (gene YAE1). Bases 249 to 911 code for a protein of 220 amino acids. The record is from RefSeq and is a predicted model, not a curated record. Lineage: Eukaryota; Metazoa; Chordata; Aves; Passeriformes; Passeridae. The transcript is spliced from 4 exons.